UGCCUGCCACGCGUCCGACUUCGGUCCUUCCCGGAGCUCCACCAGCCGGCGGACGGAUGCGCUGUAGGGCUUGCAGUAGGCCUGGGGGUUCUGCUUUGCGAACCAUGCUUUUCCUAUUCAGACUAGCGGUUUUCCUCAGCCUGUGGGGCUGUUCCCACGGUCAGGGACACACGGACGACGAAGGCACGGAGGAAGUGAAAAUAGAAGUUUUGCAUCGUCCAGAAAACUGCUCCAAAACAAGCAGGAAAGGAGACUUGCUAAAUGCCCAUUACGACGGCUACUUGGCCAAAGAUGGCUCCAAAUUCUACUGCAGCCGGACACAGGAUGAAGGCCACCCCAAAUGGUUUGUUCUUGGUGUUGGGCAUGUCAUAAAGGGACUGGACCUUGCUAUGAUGGACAUGUGCCCUGGAGAGAAGAGAAAGGUGAUCAUUCCUCCUUCAUUUGCAUAUGGAAAAGAAGGCUAUGGUGAUGCUUGAAGUUUUUCUUCUGGCAAAAUGUCCUUGGCUCAUGUCACAGAACACCCGUGCAUGUCUUGAAGUGCAUGUGGCUCUCUAGUGCUUUAAUUAACCAUCUGUGUGCAGAAGGCAAGAUUCCACCCAAUGCAACACUGAUGUUUGAGAUUGAACUUUAUGCUGUGACCAAAGGACCACGGAGUAUUGAAACAUUUAAGCAAAUAGACACAGACAAUGACAGACAGCUCUCCAAAGCCGAGAUAGAGCUUUAUUUACAGAAGGACUUUGAAAAGGAUGCGAAGCCCCGUGACAAGUCCUAUCAGAACGCCGUUUUGGAAGAUAUCUUUAAGAAAAAUGACCACAAUAGAGAUGGCUUCAUUUCUCCCAAGGAAUAUAAUGUGCACCAACAUGAUGAGCUAUAAAAAUUAUUUUACCUCUUUAUUUGUUAGUAACUUACUGUACUUUGCUUUUGAAAAAAAAAAAAUCACUUUCUCCAAGUUCUAGUUACCUGUUUUCCCUUAUGAGAAGAGAAUAUGUUUCCUUUAAUAAACAUAAUUUUGGUGUAAAAAUGUGAAGAUGUUUUGCAAACCUAACUCUGGGGUCGGUGUGAUUGUGUUUCCUGUUAUUUUCUGCUCUGAACAUAAAUUGCAGCACCAGGGAAUGGGCCUGUAUCCCAGUGGGUGACAUCCCUCCUUCAGGACAUAGAUGAACACAUGUUAAAAUAGAUGGUAAGUACUCCCCAACUCUAGUAAUAACAGUGAGUGCAGGUUUGUAAAGAUCCAAGACUUUAGCUCUUAAAGUGCCCCAUAUCUAAGAAUACUCAAGAGACCAGGAAGUCAUGUCUCUUUUAUUUAUGCAUGUUGUGAUGUU
Molecule: messenger RNA, 1322 nt
Organism: Onychomys torridus (southern grasshopper mouse)
Lineage: Eukaryota; Metazoa; Chordata; Mammalia; Rodentia; Cricetidae
Gene: Fkbp7
Product: FKBP prolyl isomerase 7
Exons: 5
Coding region: 542-874 (110 amino acids)
Molecular function (GO): peptidyl-prolyl cis-trans isomerase activity; calcium ion binding
Source: RefSeq, a predicted model, not a curated record